AUGAAUGUGGAAAAGAAAAAGAAAACUAGUUGGAAGGAUUUCGUAGGCACACGCGAGGGGCAUUUGUCACGUCGGCGUUCGGGCUCCUGUCCGCACCAACAGGGUCGGUCAAUCGGGGCCCUGUUGCCCUUGUCGGCUGAAAACAAUGAAGACGGAUUGGAUUUUCCAGGGCGGACGAGGACUAAGGAUAAGUACCGAGUCGUGUACUCCGACCAACAGCGACUGGAACUCGAGAAGGAAUUCCACUUCAACAGAUACAUCACGAUUCGCCGCAAGUCGGAGAUCGCCAACUCACUCGGCCUCUCAGAACGACAGGCUAAUGCGGUUUCCGUUUACGACUUCAAUAAGGAGAAGUAA
This is a messenger RNA of Notodromas monacha, 357 nucleotides long. The record is from the annotation of a GenBank genome assembly. NCBI's taxonomy places the organism in Eukaryota, Metazoa, Arthropoda, Ostracoda, Podocopida, Cyprididae.